UCACAUGACCUGUGUGCACUUCCUGUUUAUUUCUGAGGAGAACGACCUGCAUACUUACAUACUUUAGUUUGAAUUUACUUUAUGUUUUGCAUCAAACUGAGGGUUUUUAACAUUCAAACAGUGUGUAUUUUUAAGAGGAUAAACAUGGGACUACUUUCUUGUGUUGUUCCGCUGCUGCUGCUGCUGUGUGGAGCGGCUCCUCUGGAAGCGGCGCCCGCUAAAAGCAACUACCUGCAGGGCACAGGAAGGUUCUGGCACAUCACUGACCUCCACCUGGACCCCACCUACCACCUGACCCCGGACCCCACCAAGGUGUGCUUCUCCUCUAAAGGAGUCCCGGCCACCAACCCCGGCAUGUUCGGAGACUUCCUGUGUGACUCGCCCUACCGCCUCAUCCAGUCGGCCUUCGAUCACAUGGCAACGCUCACAAAGCCGGACGACUUCAUCAUAUGGACCGGGUCAGUGUGA
Molecule: messenger RNA, 468 nt
Organism: Notothenia coriiceps (black rockcod)
Lineage: Eukaryota; Metazoa; Chordata; Actinopteri; Perciformes; Nototheniidae
Product: acid sphingomyelinase-like phosphodiesterase 3a
Exons: 2
Coding region: 82-468 (128 amino acids)
Molecular function (GO): phosphoric diester hydrolase activity
Source: RefSeq, a predicted model, not a curated record